UGGAAGAAAAAGUUUCCAAUGUACUCAGCCCUACUAUGAAACUAAUUUAUGGCUUUCAUAUGAAAGCUAUAACCCACUUAUAACCUAAGAAUAUGGGGAAGGGGAGGAGGGAGGGCAGGGGGGAGGAUGGGUGGAGGGAGGGUGAUUGGUGGGAUUACACCUGUGGUGAAUCUUACAAGGGUACAUGUGAAACUUAGUAAAUGUAGAAUAUAAAUGUCUUAACACAAUAACUAAGAAAAUGCCAGGAAGGCUAUGUUAACCAGUGUGAUGAAAAUGUGUCAAACGGUCUAUAAAACCAGUUUAGGUGCCCCAUGAUCGCAUUAAUGUACACAGCUAUGAUUUAAUAAUAAAAAAAGACAAAGAAGAAAGUCCUGAGGAGGGUCAUCCACUUUGUCAGUAGUGAAACAAUGGAAGAAUACAGCACAGAUGAAGAUGAAGUCGAUGGCCUGGAGAAGAAAGAUGUUUUGCCAACUGUUGAUCCAACAAAACUUACCUGGGGCCCCUACUUACGGUUUUACAAGCUUUGGGCUGCCACGUCCACCCUUUCAGUGUGUGACUUUCUUGGAGAGAAGAUUGCAUCUGUUUUGGACAUCAGCACCCCAAAGUACCAGUAUGCCAUUGAUGAAUAUUACUGGAUGAAGAAGGAGGAAGAGGAGGAGGCGGCAGAAAACAGGAUGUCUGAAGAAGCAGAAAGACAGUAUCAGCAGACUAAAAUGCAGACUGAUUCCACCGUUAAGACAGAUCAACCAGAAACUGUGGUAUCCAGUUCAUUUGUGAAUCUCAAUUUUGAAAUGGAGGGAGACAGUGAAAUAAUUAUGGAAAGCAAACAAAAUCCAGUCUCUGUCCCACUGUAGAAUGAAACGAUUAUCAAACUUCAAACCCUAAAGUUUUCUUUUAUACCAGGAACUUUCAUAUUCUCUUAUAAAGUAGGGCUUC
Messenger RNA from Nycticebus coucang (slow loris), 936 nucleotides. Its product is annotated as protein FAM177A1-like. The record is from RefSeq and is a predicted model, not a curated record. The transcript has a single exon. Bases 408 to 854 code for a protein of 148 amino acids. NCBI's taxonomy places the organism in Eukaryota, Metazoa, Chordata, Mammalia, Primates, Lorisidae.